CCGGCGGCCGCCGCCGCCACCUCCCUGCCCCCGGCCCCGCCGCCGCCGGCCGUGGCCCCUGCGGAGCAGGCCGACAAGCCGUACAGCUGCCCCAUCUGCCAGAAGCCCUUCAAGCACCUGUCGGAGCUGUCGCGGCACGAGCGCAUCCACACCGGGGAGAAGCCGUACAAGUGCACGCUGUGUGACAAGAGCUUCAGCCAGUCGUCGCACCUGGUGCACCACAAGCGCACGCACAGCUCCGAGCGGCCGUACAAGUGCGCGGUGUGCGAGAAGACCUUCAAGCACCGCUCGCACCUGGUGCGCCACAUGUACGCGCACUCGGGCGAGCACCACCUGUUCCGCUGCAACGUGUGCGAGCUGCACUUCAAGGAGUCCUCAGAGCUGCUGCAGCACCCGUGCACGCCGAGCGGGGAGCGGCCGUUCCGCUGCGGCGAGUGCCAGAAGGCCUUCAAGCGGCCGUCGGACCUGCGGCAGCACGAGCGCACGCACAGCGCCGAGCGGCCCUUCAAGUGCGACCUGUGCCCCAUGGGCUUCAAGCAGCAGUACGCGCUCAUGCGGCACCGGCGCACGCACAAGACCGAGGAGCCCUUCAAGUGCGGCCUGUGCGAGAAGGGCUUCGGGCAGCCCAGCCACCUGCUCUACCACCAGCACGUGCACACCCUCGAGACUCUCUUCAAGUGCCCCGUGUGCCAGAAGGGCUUCGACCAGUCGGCCGAGCUGCUGCGGCACAAGUGCCUGCCGGGCACGGCCGAGCGGCCCUUCAAGUGCCCCGUGUGCAACAAGGCCUACAAGCGGGCGUCGGCCCUGCAGAAGCACCAGCUGGCGCACUGCUCCGCGGCCGAGAAGCCCCUGCGCUGCACCCUGUGUGAGCGCCGCUUCUUCUCGUCCUCGGAGUUCGUGCAGCACCGCUGCGACCCGGCCCGCGAGAAGCCGCUCAAGUGCCCGGACUGCGAGAAGCGCUUCAAGUACGCGUCAGACCUGCAGCGGCACCGACGGGUGCACACGGGCGAGAAGCCCUACAAGUGCCCCAACUGUGACAAGGCCUUCAAGCAGCGCGAGCAUCUCAACAAGCACCAGGGAGUGCACGCCCGCGAGCAGCAGUUCAAGUGCGUGUGGUGCGGCGAGCGCUUCCUGGACGUGGCCCUGCUGCAGGAGCACAGCGCCCAGCACAGCGCAGCCGCCGCGGCCGCCGAGGGCGCCUACCAGGUGGCCGCCUGCCUGCCUUGAGUGCGGCCCUGAGUGCGCGCCUCGGAGUGCGCGUGGGCCCCCACUGGUCCCCGCCGGCGCUCUGCCCACUGAGCCCUCCCCUGCCAACCCCGCAGGGUGGUCUGAGGCCCCAGGGGCGUGAGGACAGAGGGCGCUGGGCAGGCGUGGGGUGGGGGUGCCUGGCUCUCCUGGUACCGGCCUGGAGGUUGGGGGGGGCGGGGAGGACCCAGACUGCUGUGGCUGGCCCUGAUCCCACAAACCUCUUUCCCAUUACAGGAUUCCUUUUCUUGAGAGCCAUCAGCCUCCCUUGUCUCUGGGAGCCUGGAACCAGGCUGGAAGUCAAGUGGCCUCUCUCCACCCCAUGGAGGGAUUGGUGCCAGCCUCCACCUUCCCAAACUUUUCAGCCUAACUAGAAACCAGAUAGGUUAGGAAAGAGGAUGGCCAUGGUCGGGCCUGGGAGAAGGCUGAAUCCCAUAGGUGGUCUGGAUGUAGGGCAUCCUCCUUCAAGUCGCCGUUUGAGGGAGUUGGCCAGCUUGGUGAUGUAGUCCUGGGGACCAGGAGGGCAGACAGUGAGCCACAGGUCUCUCCGUCUGCUCCAGCUGGGGGCGAUGUGGCCUCCCGGGUUCCGACAGGGAGACAUACGGGAGGGCUGCACAUCUGUGAGUGGGGUCUGCCCGGAGAGAAUCAGCCCAGCCAGAAGGGAGGAAGCAGAGAAGUUCUCCUGUGACACACUCAGCCAGGGACAGUGUUGUCCACAGGGAAGGGAGGAAAGGCAGCUUUUGUACUGAGGGCUAAUCCUUCUGUUCGGAAAGCACCCCUCCAACCUUUGCAGCAUGGUUCCAAGCUCUGGAGAGUGUGUUCUCGGCCAGACAGAACUACUGAUGUGAAAGAAGGGAUUGUUAGACCACCUUGGUGCCUGGGAGGCAGCAGGGCCAAGUCCACGAUCUUACCAGUGGAUGCAAACAAGUGUCCUCCCCCUUGAAUGUGUGAACCAAAGUGUCAAGGGCAUGGCCCCAAACAGGUUGCCCCAGCUACUUCUGGGCCAGGACCAGGCCUGGGCACCCGGGGGGGGGAGGUGAAAGGACUCUGUCUCCACCAGUGCUUUCCCAGCCCCUGAGAGCCCUCCCCAUCAGUCUGGCUCCUGGCCUGGAUCCUGGGAGUCUUGUGGCAGUCCAGAUGCCCUGGACAUUAUCCAGUGACUUCCAAGGCCAGAGAUUCUCUCUGGGGUCCUCCUGGGGUCCCUGUAGGUCUCUGCCUGCCCACUAGGCUCAUGGAGUCAAGGGUGUCCAGGGCAAUAGGGAGCAGGCCAGGGAAGAGGGUUGUUAAGGGAGACACUAGGUGCCUGGAGUUGACUGAGAUCGCUGGUCAGCAGGGGCCCUCCUUGGGAAGCCCAAAGGAGCUUAAUUAUCAAAAUGAUACUUCUGAACCCAGCUGUGCCCCUGCCCCGCCCUCUUCCAGCCCUCCCUGGGCAUAGGUCUUGAAAGAGUUUAACCAGUGCUCGCACCAAGGGCCCAGAGGAGCAGGGAGGCCCGCCUUGUCUCCCUCGCACCUUGAGAAGGCUGUACAGCCCACAUCCGCCUCCUCUCUCGGACUGGGCUCCCUUCCUGUGCCUGCAGAGAGGGGCCGGUCCUUCCCCUCGGUGCUGGCUCUCAGUCACAAUGCCUCAAAAGACAUGGAACCCAGGCCGACAACAGGCCAACUGCUAAUUUUUCCCUUUCCUUUGCUUUCUAAAAGCAGUUGUUAUACUGUUCAUAACAUUGUAUAGUUUAAUUUCAUGUCAUUUUGGAUCUUAUAUAAAAAAUGUGAAAAUUUGGAUUUUUAAAAAGAACGACUCCAUUUUAGAUAGCCCCUUUUGAUGUUAAUAUAUAGUGAGUCCAAUGUAUGCUUUAGAAGUAAAGACAUUGACCAUCACAGACCAAAGCACUGCUUGUUCUGGUCGUUCUUCCCCAGGGGAUGAUGGGGUGUGGAGAGAGAGAAACAGAGGGGUGCAGGCUCAGGUUGGCAGGCUUGGGAUCAGGACAUGAGGCUGGGUUUGAAUCCUGCGUUUUGAAUGUUCUGGUUGUGUGACUUUGGGCAAGUCACUCAACCUCUUUGGGGCUCAGUCGCCUCCGUCACCUUGCUUAGUUGCUGCGAGGAUUCAUGGCGUCAUAUAUGGAGGCCCUGUGGGCAGGGGAGCUGUGAAGGUGCUGACAGGCCUUGGGGCCCUAGGGAAGAGGCCCUCGGCCUCCUGACCUGCUGGAGGUCUAGCUGCAGCCCUGGUGGAGGGAGCUGGGCUGGAGGGACAGGCCGCGUGUGGAUGCUGAGAAGCAGGAGCCUGGCCUGGUAAGCAUGAGUGCUUGCUCUAGCCCCCGUGGGAAACCAGGGCUUGCCUGCAGCAGCAGUGGCCCCAGCCAGGUGCCCUACCCCAGAGGGUUGCCUGCUCUCACCUCACUUGUCCUCACCCCGUCCCAUGGCCAGCCAGCUGCAUGUCCAACCAGCUGCUUCCCUUCUCGGCCUUCCAACCCACCUUUCUUCUGUUCCCUGCCCCAGGCCCCCGUGGCCUGCUGUGGCCAGCUGUGACUCAGGCUCUUUCCAUUUCUCAAAGGCAGGGGUGGAGGUGGGGAGAGAGGGAGAAACAGCCUCCCCAGGUCUGGGGAGGGCGGUCAGCAGGGUGGUCAACACCUUGCCCCGGAGGUGGGGGUGGUGAGCGUAGAAAGUCAAGUGGACAAGGAGCUGCCCAUGCCACAGCGGGCUCAAAACUGGGUGCAGAUGCCUAGUGGAAAGGCUAAGUAGGACCCCAGAGGUGACCCAGACAACACACUCUCCUUACUGUGUGUGCCCACGGGAGGACCUCCCUUGAGGAGGCGUCCACUUGUCAGCCAGAGGACACCCAGGGCCCCUCGUGUCCGUGCCAGGCUUCAGUCCUGUCUUCCUUGCUAGCUGAGUGACCUUAGGCAAAAUCCAGCCACCUUGCAGAGACUCCUGGAAGGCACUAGCCUGUGUUUGGUGCUUUAUAGUUUCAGGUUGUCUUUCCUGAAAAGACGAUGGUCGUCGUGUGCCUGGGGCAGGAGGAGCCCCGGCAGGCGAGACUGAGCUCACAAGGAGCCCUUGCUCUGUCUCCAUCCUCUGCUCCUCUCACAAAGCUCCCACCUGGCGCUCAGCCUCCAGGCUCCAGCCCGCGCCCAAACCAGGGCAGUGAAUGGAAUCUGGGAGCCUGGAUGUUCAGGUUCAAGUCCUAGUCUGUUGAUAAAAAGUGACCCCAGGCACUUGUUAUCUGCCCCUUGUGGGGCCUCAGUUCCCCAUGUGAAGCAGAGGUCUUGACCCUGAUCUCUAAGUGUCGCUAGAGACCUGACACUCUGAUUCUGGGAGGGUGACAGGAUCAAGCUGUGUCUCCUUUUCCUCUCCCUGCCUCUUCUGGCCUCCAGCCUGCAGUCUCCCUGUCUCAGUCUGGCUUUAGCUGUAAGCGACAGAAACGGCGCAGACUGGCUUGAGCAGUUGUCCGCUGCAGCUGACCACGCCGCCUGUCCACCUGCCCAGGAGCCCCCACAACCUCCUGCAUCCUAUGGCUGGCGUGAGUCUCCCUCUUGUAGAGCAGAGCAUUUUCACGAGGGGACUUCGGACAUUGUGACAAGGGGCUCCUUGUCAACUACCUCCUUAGUUCUACCUCCUUUAGUCUCUGGGGCAUCAUGCACUUUGCCCCAACCACAGACAGCAUAGGGAGAAUGUGGUACCUUGGGGUGAGCGGUGACACUGGAAUGACAACCAGAGCUGGGGGGAGUGAGAGGGCGAGGCGGGCAGAAACCUCCCACUUCAGAGUUCGUAAUUCGGUAGGGUGAGGGCACAGUGAAAUGUGUGUGGAGGUGUGGAGGGUAGGGCAUGUCGUGGGCACUUGGGAGAGCAGAACGGUUGGAGGUCAGAGGCCAGAGGGGGCUGGCCUAACCCUUCUGAAUGUUGGGGCUCUCCCCCGCCCCGGCCCGACACCCCAUUCAUAAGCCCUGUCCCCUCCUACCAUCUCCAGGAGACAGGCAAGGCAGACCUGAGUAUUCCCUUCAGGCUGACCCUUGAGAAGUCCUGGGGCUGCCCAAAGCCACACAUUUGGUGAUGAAGGAGGCCUGGAAUCGUGGGGGCUGGCCUGGUGGGGAACAGAGGGGCUGCAACAGCCCUGGGCUCUGGACCUCAUAGGCUUCCAGCUCUGGCCACUGAAUCCUGGGGCUCUGGUUCCAACCCAUUCUUCGCGGGCCAGGAAGCUGGUGACAAUGGCUGGGCCCCAUGCUGGUACCCAGUCUGGCCAGGGGAGUAGGAAAGCUCUUCGUUAGCUUGCAGAGGGGGCGGCCAGCCGUCCGGUGGGCCCUCGACUCCUCAAGGGAUUAAAGCCACGGGGCUCUGUCUCCCCAUCUGUGCAGAGGCAGCUUCAUGGAGAGCCUAGACCUCCUCAGACGCCUUUGUGGAAGUCUUCUGUCUGUCUCCAGUCCUCCAUCCUGACCUCCCACCUCCCGGCCUCGUUCCCUCCUCCAGAGCAGGCCUCACACAGGCCCAGGGCUGCUCCGGCCUUGGACGUUGGCUGGCGGGGGGCCUCCCUAGCUCCACAUCCCAUCCUCACACGGGUGGGAAGGGGGGUUCUUUGUUCCUUGAAGGUCAUGCCUCCAGGAAAAGCCUUGGCCGCUAUUGAUUGUCACAAAUCUACAAAGCUUCCAGGGCCGGAAUGCCCAUACUCCUCAGGGCCCUGAAAAGGAGGUCAGCAGGAGGGGUGGGAACAGGGGGCGCCUGCGGGGUCUCCCUCUUCCCUCUGCGUGCCUCCCCAACCUGGGUCUGCAUUCCUGCCUUUGUUCAUCCACAGGCUGGUGCUGCGGGGUAUGCAGCUAACACUUCAGAGAGAGGUUUGAGGUUUUCGUGUGUCAAAAGGUAGGGUCAGAAAUGUCAAAGCUUCUGAUUUUUAGCACAAAAGAUGGUGUGUGAGUCCUCCCUGACCCUCUCCUCACCCCUGAUCCACUCCCACUGCCGGCCCCAGGCCCUGGGUGAGGAUGUGUUUGGUGUGUUACUUUGUCACAAACACACCUAUUACUUUGUAGUAGUUGUUUCAUUUAGUCCAGAUCUGUGUGUGGGCUCUGGGUAGCCCCAGGCCCCAUUUCUGAGCCCCCGUUCACUCAGAGAGAUAAAAGGAGCCUCCAAGUGCGGUAUUUCCUUAGAGCCGACUGUGGGCCAGAGGCUAGGAGUUGUUCUGUAGUAUCGGGGAAGAGAUAUGGGGAGAAGGGAACACUUGAGAGAGGCCUGCCUGGGAGACAUGGUGGAAUCUGGGUUGGAAAAGAUGUGGAAAGCUUUUCAGGUGGGAGGAAGGCUUUGAACAAAGGUGAGGAGGCAGACAAGAGCCUGGGUGUUCAGAACAGCAAGGAGGCUGGCAGGGAGCUUUGUGUGGGGUAAUUCACUGAGGCCCAGGGCCAGGGAAGUGGAUUGGGGGACUGACCAGGAAGACCUACAGAUGAGGCCAUGAGACUGGACUAUCCCCAAGGUAGUGGCCACAGGGAGGAUUUCUAAUGUGAUCUGUUUAUGAUGAGUAAAGAGCCCCCUGAGGCUGAGGGGACUUUGAGGCCAGGAGACAGUGGCCCAGGCUAGGUUGGAGUGGGGCUUCUUCCCAUCUCUUGGCCUCUGGGUGGGAUUAUCAGAUGUCCUCACCCCCAGGAAGCCCCCUCUGGUUUCCUCCCCACUCUUGCCUCUAUCUCUUUCAUAGCAGGAAGGCAGUGGAAUGUGGUGCCUGCAAGCUCAAGGGUCAGGUAGGCUGGUUUCAAUUCCCAGCUCUGCCAAUCACCAGCAGUGUGACCUUGGGCCAGGUACUUAACCUCCCUUAGUCCAUUUCAUCAUCCAUAAAAUGGGUCUAAAAUCACCCACCUCAUGGUGUCUGCAAAGUGUUUAAUACGUUAUCUUGCACUUAAAAAAUAGAAAGUGUUGGGGCGCCUGGCUGGCUCAGUCAGAAGAGCAUGC
This is a messenger RNA of Ailuropoda melanoleuca (giant panda), 7161 nucleotides long. RefSeq names its product zinc finger protein 319 (gene ZNF319). The record is from RefSeq and is a predicted model, not a curated record. Lineage: Eukaryota; Metazoa; Chordata; Mammalia; Carnivora; Ursidae. The annotation marks the transcript as partial. The transcript has a single exon.